UUCUUCUCGUCGUUCGCUUUCUUUGAUGACUUGAUCAAAGUCCAUAAGUUACUAUAAACAUGGAAUCGCAAGAUUUUCGUGAUUUUGGAAAAUUCAUGAUCGAUUAUGUAGCUGAUUACAAUGAAAGUUUGCGUGAACGUGAAGUACUUCCGAAUGUUCAACCUGGUUAUUUACUUAAUUUACUGCCGAAACAAGCUCCUGAAGUUCCAGAAUCUUGGAAAGAUCUCGUUGCAGACAUUGAAAAUAAGAUAAUGCCUGGGAUUACUCAUUGGAAUUCCCCGCACUUUCAUGCCUAUUACCCUACCGCAAAUUCAUAUCCAGCUAUCGUUGGAGAAAUAUUAAGUGCCGGGAUUGGAUGUAUCGGAUUUUCCUGGAUAGCUUCACCUGCUUGCACGGAGCUAGAAAUGAUUACUAUGGAUUGGUUGGGACAAUUGCUUGGUCUUCCAAAAAAGUUUCUUAACUCCGAUGAAGGUCCUGGUGGUGGUGUUUUACAGGGAUCUGCGAGUGAAGCAACACUUGUGGGCUUACUAGCAUCAAGAGAAAUAACCGUCAGUCGCAUUAAAGAGCAUUCUGAACUGGAUGAAGGAACUAUUAGAUCCAAAUUGGUCGCUUACACAUCAGAUCAAUCGAAUUCAAGUGUAGAAAAAAGUGGACGACUUGGAUCGAUGUUAAUGCGACUCUUGCCAACCGAUGACAAUUGUAGUUUAAGAGGAGAAACUCUUUUGAAAUUCAUAAAGAAAGAUAUUGAGGACGGUCUAAUACCAUGUUUUGUCGUGGCAACUCUAGGUACUACUCCGACGUGCGCUUUCGAUAAUUUAGAUGAGAUCGGUCCGAUUUGCAAAGAAUAUAAUAUCUGGUUACACAUCGAUGCAGCUUAUGCAGGAGCGGCAUUCGUUUGUCCUGAGUAUCGUUAUCUAAUGAGUGGCGUUCAGUAUGCCGAUUCAUUCAAUUUCAAUCCUCACAAAUGGUUACUGGUUAACUUUGACUGUUCAGCUUUAUGGGUCAAGGAUGCUAGACACUUGACUGAAGCAUUCAAUGUCGAAAGAAUAUAUUUAGCGGACAAUAAGAAAGGAACAGUACCUGAUUUCAGGCACUGGCAAAUACCAUUAGGCAGGCGUUUCCGAGCUUUGAAGUUAUGGUUUGUUUUGAGACUAUAUGGCGCUGAAGGUCUAAGGACAUACAUAAGAAGAACUAUUGAAUUAGCAAAUAAUUUCCGAAAAUUCAUCGAAGAGGAUGAAAGAUUUGAAAUCGCCGUGGAGUCUAAAAUGGGUUUGGUUUGCUUUAGAUUGAAGGGUGAAAAUACUUUAACUGAAAAACUUCUUGGAAAAUUGAUGGCAAGAAGAAAAAUAUACGUGAUUCCUGGUGCAUACAAAGACAAAUUUUUAAUUCGGUUUGUCGUAUGCAGUCGUUAUACGAUUCAAGACGAUAUAGAUUUCGCAUGGAAUGAAAUCAGUACUCAAGCUUCUGAUAUUGUAAAAAGUAUCAAUCAUCAAAACGGUGAAACAAUAUCAAUCCCGAAAUUGCUACAGAAACCUGGAGAAAUGACGAAAAAAAUUAAAAUUUUAGAAAUGGAUAACGACAAACAAAAUUCGACCUUCGCGAUAGAAUAAGCGAUAACAUAAUACUAAUUAAUAAAGAUCAUACAUCUCCUUUUUUGAAAAAAUCAAUCAAAAUAUUUUAGAUUAUGUGUGACCAUGAACAUUUUAAAAUUUGUUAAAAACUCAUUUUCGUACAGAAUAUC
Trichogramma pretiosum is the source of this 1741-nucleotide messenger RNA. RefSeq names its product aromatic-L-amino-acid decarboxylase-like. The coding region runs from base 60 to 1610 and encodes 516 amino acids. The transcript has 9 exons. Gene Ontology annotation, biological process: amino acid metabolic process; catecholamine metabolic process. Gene Ontology annotation, molecular function: pyridoxal phosphate binding; aromatic-L-amino-acid decarboxylase activity. NCBI's taxonomy places the organism in Eukaryota, Metazoa, Arthropoda, Insecta, Hymenoptera, Trichogrammatidae. The record is from RefSeq and is a predicted model, not a curated record.